Nilaparvata lugens (brown planthopper) is the source of this 1599-nucleotide messenger RNA. Its product is annotated as mitochondrial import inner membrane translocase subunit TIM50-C. Lineage: Eukaryota; Metazoa; Arthropoda; Insecta; Hemiptera; Delphacidae. Bases 103 to 1248 code for a protein of 381 amino acids. The record is from RefSeq and is a predicted model, not a curated record. The transcript is spliced from 8 exons. Gene Ontology annotation, molecular function: phosphoprotein phosphatase activity.
GUUCGAGUAGUGUCAAGUAAAGUCUAUUAAUUUGUAGGUUAUAUUGUUAUUAGUCGCCUCGCCACUACGCCGUUCUAUGCAAAUUCAAUCUUUUAUGGUGAAAUGGCCGGUGUACGAGUGUAUAGAUUAGGUUACCAGUUCAGUAGAAUUCUUUUAUUUAAAGACUUGAAGUGUAUUAGGCUAAAGUCACCAAUUUAUGCUACUAAUAAUUAUUUCAAACAGGAACAUUCGUUUGCUUCAUAUAGGUUACCUUUGAAUGUAUGCUGCAGGCAUUACCAGGCAGGGCGGAUUCUGCAACAGUUGCACACCGAAAUAAAGAAUGAACAGAACAAAGAGGAGAAAAUGAAUGAGGAUGAAGAAGAAAUGGCUAGAAGAAGACAGGAAGCCAACAGAAAAACAAAGUACAUGCUGAUUGCUAUGGGAUCGUUUCUAGGACUGCUCGGCGGUAGUUUGGUAUUCAACUUGGGUGCACCUCGCCUAGACGAAGAUGGAAAUGAGGUAGAAGAUGAGUUCUCUUCGCUGCCAAUUGUGUCGCAGUACUUGAAACGGAUGCUUAGAGAGCUCGAUUAUUAUAAUAAGAUGCUGAAACACCCUUCUCGAGAUAAGCUGUUACCCGAUCCUUUGCCAUACCCCUACCAGCAACCUCCUUACACUCUAGUACUGGAGCUCAAGGAUCUACUAGUACACCCUGAAUGGACGUACCAGACUGGUUGGAGGUUCAAGAAAAGACCAGGUGUUGAUCAGUUUCUGGAGCAGGUGGCAUCACCCUACUUUGAGGUGGUCAUUUUCACAGCUGAGCCAGGAAUGACCGUGUUUCCUAUAAUUGAUGGCCUGGACCCUAAUGGUUACAUCACAUACCGACUGGUGAGAGAUUCGACCGAUUUUGUGGAUGGACAGCAUGUCAAGAAUUUGGAUUGUCUGAACAGGGAUCUUAGCAAGGUGAUAGUAGUUGACUGGAACCCGGGCUCGGUGAAGUUCCACCUGGACAACACGCUGGUGGUGCCGCGCUGGUCCGGCAAUAUGGACGACACCUACCUCAACGACCUGUCAGCGUUUCUGCGCACCAUAGCUGCCUCAGAGGUGGGCGACGUGCGUGACGUCAUCAGACACUACCAGCAGUUCGACAAUCCCAUAGAGGCGUUCAGGGAGAAGCAACGUUUGCUCAUGGAGCAAAUGGAGGAACAGGAAAAGAUGAAGAAACAGAAACCCGUACCAUUCACAUUGUGGCCAGGAAGGAUAACAAGAUAAAGAGAGAUUCACUUCAAACUGUCAGAAUUGUAAAAAAAUAACAUCAAUUCUCACAGUUUAAAGUGAAACGCAUGAUAGAAACUUCAAUUUUCUCCUAAGAUUUAUUAGAAAUUGCGAAUGAAUGCUGCUGUGUUGGAUGUAUCGAUUAAUUUUCAUCGAUGUUUGAUGUAGCGAUUAAUUUGCAUCGAUGUUGGAUGUAGCGAUUAAUUUGAAUCGAUGUUGGAUUUAUCGAUUAAUUUGCAUCGAUGUUUGAACAUUGAUGUCGAUCUCUGUUCAUUUAAAUAGUGUGUUAGAUUAUAAUUUUGUUAUCAUUGUUUUCGAAUUUGAAAUAAAACUAGAAUUGUCAAACAA